Messenger RNA from Strongylocentrotus purpuratus (purple sea urchin), 954 nucleotides. Its product is annotated as lactadherin-like. Bases 1 to 954 code for a protein of 317 amino acids. The record is from RefSeq and is a predicted model, not a curated record. The transcript has 8 exons. NCBI's taxonomy places the organism in Eukaryota, Metazoa, Echinodermata, Echinoidea, Camarodonta, Strongylocentrotidae.
AUGUGGAACGCCAAUCUUGGAACAAAAAGAGCGAGACUGAACACAGUCCAAGUUGGUCUUCUGAGUGGAGCCUGGUCAACAAGGGUUGAUCUGCUAAACCCUCAUCGUAUCUUUGGAUUAGCAACGCAAGGUCGUCAGGGUUGUUGUAAACAGUGGGUAACUAGCUUCAAGAUUGCCUGCAGUGUUGAUGGAAUUUCCUUUAAUACUGUACAAGACCUCAACACCUCUAGCACGGACAAGGUCUUCAAUGGCAAUAUUGACCAGGACACUGUGGUAAACAACACGUUGCCCGUGCAUCAAGUCUGUCGCUUUGUCCGCCUGCUACCCCUCACCUGGUAUGAUGCUAUCAGCCUCCGUAUGGAGCUCUAUGGAACAGCUCACGUGACAGAUGUUGUUGCUCUGGGCCUUGAAAGUGGGACCAUCCCAGAUUCGAGCCUGACAGCUUCUAGCGUGUUCACUGACAACCAUGGACCAGAAAGAGCGAGACUGAACCUAGUCCUAGUUGGUAAUCUACGUGGAGCCUGGGCAGCAAAAGUUGAUCUGUUAACCCCGCAUCGCAUCUUUGGAUUGGCAACACAAGGUCGUCAGGAUUUUUAUCCACAGUGGGUAACUAGCUUCAAGAUUGCCUGCAGUGUUGAUGGAGUUUCCUUUAAUAAUGUACAAGACCUCAGCACCCCUAGCACCGACAAGGUCUUCAAUGGCAAUAGUGACCAAGACACUGUGGUAAACAACACGCUGCCCGUGCCUCAAGUCUGUCGCUAUAUCCGCCUGCUACCCCUGACCUGGCAUGGUCAUAUCAGCCUCCGUAUGGAACUUUAUGGAACGGCUCUCGUGACAGGCACACAUAAAACUUUUGAGGCUGAUAAAGCCGUCGACUUUGAGACCAAGUCCGUAACAGGCGACAAGACAGUGAGCGUUGCCUUUGCUAAAUUCUUUGCAGUUGGAGACUUUUGA